Venturia canescens is the source of this 1293-nucleotide messenger RNA. Its product is annotated as pro-resilin-like. The transcript has 3 exons. The record is from RefSeq and is a predicted model, not a curated record. Gene Ontology annotation, cellular component: extracellular matrix. Lineage: Eukaryota; Metazoa; Arthropoda; Insecta; Hymenoptera; Ichneumonidae. Bases 382 to 1074 code for a protein of 230 amino acids.
UUUUCAAAUAAUCGUUUCUGCGUGUUGCCCGAGCAUCGGUUAUUUCUCCAGAGAUUUCUUUCGCUCGCAAUAAAUGUUGGUACUAAAAGUAUGAUUUUUUAUGGAAUUGGAUCGAGGCAGUUCGAACCGACGGGGUGAUUAAUGGAAUGGAAAUACCGACGGUUUGUCUGUGGUCAAUGAGACGUUUCCAUGUUCAGAGGGCAACAUCAAUAACCGCAGUCGAUUUGCGCAGAGAAAUAAUCACCGUUCGGCGAAUAUCUCGUCCUUUGCUCCCGUUAUUUUGAGAAAAUUCGAUAGAACAAGCGCGGGAAUUGGAGAUAAAAGAGACAAAAGUUUUUCCCGGGACAAGAGCGCGGCGGUCGUCGUAAAACUAGUAAAUAUAUGCUCGCCUCGCAGGAAAAACAGCUGACGUUAUUGAUGAUGUGCUGGACAACGAUGAGCAGCGUCUUGGGUGAUCUACCGCCAGGCACAAGACGCAACACUUAUUUGCCUCCGGAGCCUACGAAAGGAUACAAUUACAACACGCCGAGCGUACCUUUCCCGAGGCCAACGCCGUCAUUUCCACCAGGGCCGCGUCCAACCCCUUCGUUUCCGCCGGUCACGACGAGACCCACCAACCGCCCGGGCACGGGUCCGACGACUCGACCCUUCCCUAGUCCAGGCCCUAGACCAACUCCGGGGACGAGGCCAACGCCCGGCGGUGGUGGAUACCCUACUCCUGGACCGAGGCCGACGCCGAUCUUCCCCGACUAUCCUGGACAACCGAGUAACAACAAUGGAAAUCACCUCCCACCGGAUCAUCCUGAUCAUGUGCACGAGCCUGGUAUGCCGUUCGAUUUCAACUACGCCGUUAAAGAGGACGCCUUUGGGAAUGAUUAUUCGCACAAUGCGAUAAGCGACGGUGACGUUACCAGAGGCGAGUAUCGGGUACAAUUACCGGACGGACGCACGCAGAUAGUGCGUUACACGGCCGAUUGGAAACACGGAUUCAGUGCUCAGGUCUCUUACGAAGGUACUCCACGUCUCGAUCUUCAACGACCGCCGGGCCAAGGUGGCAACUUCCGCGGAUACUGAUACCGACCAAAAAUUGUGCUACAAAAUUUUAUUUCGCAACUCGGUAUUAUUACGAUAAUUAUUAUUUCCUUUAUUAUAAAUAUUAUUAUUAAUAUUAUUAUUAUUAUUAUUAUUAUUUUAUAUAGAUAUUUACAUAAUUAUGAAGAUUUAAAUAUUGAUCAUGCGAAAAACGCUUUGGAAAAAAGGAAUGAAAAUACAGAAGAGUAUUUGCCCGACAAA